Sycon ciliatum is the source of this 6155-nucleotide messenger RNA. RefSeq lists its product as uncharacterized. The coding region runs from base 551 to 5140 and encodes 1529 amino acids. Gene Ontology annotation, cellular component: guanylate cyclase complex, soluble. Gene Ontology annotation, biological process: response to oxygen levels; cGMP biosynthetic process. The transcript is spliced from 7 exons. The record is from RefSeq and is a predicted model, not a curated record. Lineage: Eukaryota; Metazoa; Porifera; Calcarea; Leucosolenida; Sycettidae. Gene Ontology annotation, molecular function: heme binding; guanylate cyclase activity.
CAAGUUACUUGUGCAUUGUAGUUCUUUCCCACACCCUUGUUAGUCCAACACAAAGAUUAGUAAUUAACUACUACUACUAACUAUUAGUAACUUGGCUUAGCCCAAAUUUGAGUUCGUAUCCCCCCCUAGGCCCGAUCUGACAGACUUAUCUGCAUUUUCGGACAAUAUCUUGGUUCAAUAGGCACAGCUGAUCUGACUGCAUGCAGUGGACAGCGCGUCUUUUGCGUUCUAUUCCAUCAUACCUGUCACUACCACCGAUUUAUCUGUCCUUGCAAAAGGCCUUCAAGUCAAAGGAGAUCUCGGACAUGAAAAAACUGUUCGUCUGAUGCUCGCUGAAUUCUGUGCUAGUCGUCCGUGUCAGUGCAGUUUCGUGCUUGGUCAAAACCAAAAAAUAGUAAAGAGUUGUGUGUCCUAUUGAACGUGCUCACCAAAGAGAAAAAACUCGCUGACACGCAGUCUGCAUGUUGCUUCAGCUGGAGAGGAAGCGGAAUGUCCUGGAGUCCUCUUCUGUGCUCUGUGAGGUUAUUGUGCCCACUUGAGCUGCCUGAUCAUGUAUGGAUUUAUGUUCAAGGCGCUGGAGCGUCUGAUCAAAAGUCGCUUUGGAGAUACCAUCUGGACAGCAAUUCUUACGGACGCCACUGAAACUGAUCUUGAACAUGGAUUUAAGCUGCAUGAGAUGUACCCGGAUUCCUUGCUCACCAAACUCGUUCGAAGUUCUAUCACUGUCCUGGAGAAGGAGAAGCCCGAACUUCAGAUGACAGCUAAUGUACUGCUUGAACUGUUUGGCAAGGAGUUCUUUAGUUGGACAGUGGAGUAUCGCUACGAUAAUUUACUUCGGAUUCUCGGCAGUACCUUGAGUGAUUUCCUAGCCAACCUGGAUGCAUUGCACGACCACCUGGGCACAGCGUAUUCAGGCAUGCAAGCCCCGUCAUUCCGAUGUGCGGACAGUGGCAAGGAUGUUAUCUACCUGUAUUACUACUCUGUCCGUGAGGGCCUCUAUCCCAUUGUUUCUGGUAUCGUCAAGGCAGUGGCCAGAGAAGUCUACCAUGUAAAUAUCAGCAUGGAGGUUGUGCCGGAACCCGAGGAUAACCCUGAUGUUGUUGGCAUUUUCCCUGAUGACUCGUCAGUGGCGAGUUCCAGUGCAAUGCUUAGCUGUACCAGCACAAUUGACAGCGAAAGUCUGCUGAGAAAAGCCAAGCCAGUUGUGUUCGCUAUUCACAUUCGUCAGAAUGAAGAAACCACGCGUCCUACUUCGGUUUCAGGGAGAAGCAACAACCGGCAACGUAAAAUCAGCGUUCUCGGAAGCUCAGAGGACAUACGUCUUCCUGAUCAGAAUCUGAUUUCGCCAUCUGUACUGUGUAGAGCUUUCCCCUUCCAUAUGGUGUUUGACAAAGAGCUCUUAGUUAUUCAAAUGGGCGUCGCUCUGCAGCGGAUUAUCUACCGUGAGCACAAGGAUCCUAUCCAUUUGGAUCAGCUGUUUGAAGUCGUUCGGCCCCGCAUGCCAUUCUCGUUCAAUUUGAUAUUGAAUCACAUCAACGGAGUAUUCAUCCUGCGGACCAAGCGGCGUGCUUUUCCACACAGUAGAGCUGGCUCCAUUCGCCUCAAAGGCCAAAUGCUGUUUGAUUACUCGCACAACGUGAUGCUGUUCCUUUGCUCGCCGCGGAUCAGCAGUAUGACACAAUUGCAACGCAGUGGCCUCUACCUGAGUGAUAUCCCUAUUCACGAUGCAACACGUGAUCUCCUUCUACAAGCACAGACGUCUGUGGCUGAGUUUCGCCUCAUGCAGCAGAUGGAGUUGCUACUUGACAACUUGAAAAAGGCACAGUGUGAUCUUAAGCGUGAGAAGAUGCUGACUGAUCGUCUGCUCUACUCCAUUCUGCCGGAGUCAGCCGCCAAUGCGCUACGGCAAGGCAAAGCAGUCCCGGUGGAGAACUACGACAAGGUCACCAUACUCUUCAGCGACAUCAAGGGCUUCACCAACAUAUGUGGCCAAGCACAGCCGCUGCAGGUCGUGCGCAUGCUGCAUGAGGUCUACAUGCGGUUUGACCACCUUGUGGCUGCACACAAGGUCUACAAGGUGGAAACCAUUGGUGAUGCAUAUAUGGUGGUCGGCGGCUUACCAGAGAUGUGCGAAGAUCAUGCUCAGCGAAUUGCAUGUCAAGCAUUGGACAUGCAAGCGGAAGCCAAGAAGGUCUUGAGCCCACACACCCGUGAACCUCUGGAGAUCCGUGUUGGAAUUCACUCGGGCACAGUCAUGGCUGGAGUUGUUGGACAACGUAUGCCACGCUACUGCCUCUUCGGAAACAAUGUCAAUAUUGCAAGCAGAACUGAGAGUACAGGAGAGGCUGGCAAGAUCCACAUCACGCAGAGCACGUAUAAUUACAUCAAGCGUUGCAGAGAGUUUGGCUUUGUCAAGCGUGUGCCAAUGGUGCAGAUGAAAGGAGUCUCGCCGGACAUUCAGACCUACUUUCUAAUCGAACAGCGUCCUGAUGAUAAGAAAGUGUCCGUUGAAGACUGCCCCGAGCUCACCGAGAGUGCAUUCUUUGAAGAACCAGACCUGCCACAAGUUCCCAAUGAGCGGUAUGUAUGCCGAAUGUGUGAACACGAGUGCACCGCGCCUGUUGAGGGUGGCCAUGACCGUGACUUGAUGGACUCGGGUGAUGAUGACGACUUUGAAGAAUAUGAUGAGGUCAUAGGUUUCACGACUGAUACUGACAAUCCAGAUGGUGCAGAAAGCUGUGAUGACAUCCCGCAUCUACAUGAUGGAGCGGGUGCAAGGACUGUUCCAGAGGCAGCUUUUCAGCCCCAGCAAUGUGUCAUUCACUCCGAUCCUGCGACUCAUGUUGAGCAAGACCAAGUUGUCACAGCUGUUCUCCUUGACCAAACCCCGCCGUCAAGUAGUCCUUGCACCUUUGCUACUGCUCUCUCCAAAGGUGUUCAGUCAGAUGGUGCCACUGGCCUCACCUGUCCUUUCAGCGGCCUAAUGCUUGGUGGUGAAAGUGCUCCUGCGGCUACUGGUGCUGUGCCUCCUGGCUCUGCUGAUACUGGUGCUACUUCACCUCGUCAUCGGCCACUUAAGCGCAAAAUGGCUGUGCUCAGUCGGGCCAAUGUAUUACAGCACUCCAAUUUUCCAGGAAUGGGACACUAUUCUCAGCUAUCAUCCUUUGGUAUUGAGCAGAACUUUGAUCGCAAGAUCAGCCAGAAUAUCAAAUCUCUUGAUCUGGCCGAACAGCAGCUCCAGGAAGGACCCACUGCUCUGCCGAUUCGAUUGCGUCACCGGGAGAGUGCACUGUGUCAGCUGGUCCGUACUUACUCUCAUGAGAAUGUCACACAGGUGCGUAAGGUCAGCAAUGAAAGGCGAGAGAUGAAGCUAGUUGACAUGCACUCCGAUCAGAAUGGAAACUCCUCUGCUGUAUCAGCGCCUCACAACCCGCUGGUUAUUUUGCGACCGCUUUCACCUAGCCUCAGCAUGCCCAGCCUUCUGGAGUAUGAAGGUGAGGAGUUCCUCAUGUACCUCAAACGAUCUUAUAAAUGCAGCGAAGAUCGUACUUCAACCAGUUCAAAGCCGCUCUCUGUGUCUGAUGACGGGUCUGUGUCAAGCCACUCUCCGCUGCCAUGUGAGCUUCCAUCCGUGAGUUCGUCUGUUGUGGAUGUGGAUUUGAAGCACUUGCAGCACUUUCAACCAGUUGCAUCCAGUUCACCACAGAUUUCUGUUGUUGAUUGUGAUGCAACUCCUGAGCUAGUACAUGCAUCUAAAUUGCCAACGGAUCAAGACAGGGAUGAAGUAUGCAAACCUACCAGCAAUGGAGCUACUCGAAUGCCUGUCACAACAGCGCCAGCUACUACCAAUAGCAUCACUUGCCAUGCAUCGGUUGUUAGUGGCACAUCCUCGAAGACGAUUGAUGCUGAUAUUGCAUCGACCGAUUGCACUCGGAGAAGUAAUGUCACUGCCGUUGCAGCUAAGUCUGACGAUAAAAGCAGCAGCCAUACAUGUACAUCCACUACAACUAUGCCAGCUCAACCGUCAACGAUCACAGCUACGUCACCAACAGCAGUACCAACGUCGACAGCAGAAGUACCAACAUCGACAACGGCUGAACCAACAUCGGCAAUGGCCGUACCAGCAUCGACGACAGCAGUACCAAUGUCGACUGGGGAAGUACCACCAUCAACAGCCGCAGUACCAACAUCGACAACAGCAGUACUACCAUCGACAACGACAGUAUCAGCAUCGGCAGCGGCAGUACCAGCAUCGACAACGGCAGUACCAGCAUCGACAACAGCAGUACCAACGUCGACAGGGGAAGUAUCACCAUCGAUAGCGGCAGUACCAACGUCGAAAGCCGCAGUACCACCAUCGACAAAGGCUGAACCAACAUCGACAACAGCAGUACUAUCAUCGACAAUGGCAGUACCAGCAUCGACAGCGGCUAUACCACCAUUGAUAGCGGCAGUACCAGCAUCGACAGCGACAGUACCACCAUCAAGAGCGGCAGUACCAACGUCGACGGAAAUAUCAGCAUCAACAAAGGCUGGACCACCAUCGACAACAGCAGUACUACCAUUGACAGCGGCAGUACUACCAUCGACAGCAGCAGUACCAGCAUCGACAACAGCAGUACCACCAUCGACAGCCGGAGUACCGGCAUCGGCAAAGGCUGUAUCAGCGUCGACAAAGGCUGAACCAACAUCGACAGCGGCAGUACUACCACCGACAGCGGCAGUACCAGCAUCGACAGCAGCAGUACCGGCAUCGACAACAGCCGUGCCAGCAUCCACAACAGCAGUACCGGCAUCGACAACAGCAGUACCAACAUCCACAAUGGCAGUACCAAUGUCGACAACGGCAGUACCAACAGUGACAACACCUGAAACUAAGAGUGGCAGCGAUAUCUUUGUUGAUGAGCCAUCCUAUGCUAGCUCGACAAAUACUUCUGCGUUACCCAUUGAUUCUCCCCGAUCUACUGCUGAAUCAGCCGCCUGCAUUCUGCCUGUAGUUACUCCAGUGCCCAUCACGACAGCAUCAGCUACUGCCAAUGGCAUCACUUGUCAUGCAUCCGUUGUCAGCAGUCCCUCCUCAAAGACGAGUGAUGCUGAUACUGCGACAAUGGAUUGCCAUCAGACAAGCAAUGGCACAUGAUGGUAACACCUGAAACUAGGUGUGGGAGUAGCAUCUUCGCACCAGCUCGACAAAUACUUCUGCGUUAUCCGUUUACUCCCUGAUCUGCUACCAAAUCUCCCGCAUGCAUUAUGUAAACCUGAAAACCUUGCAAGUGGCAUCAUCGGUGACCACUGUGUGUUGAUAUUCGCGCCUUGCCUGCAUUAGAGUGUCAUUCCCACUUUGGUGAACUAGAGACAUUUUUAAACAUAUUUUCUUAUUAUUUGAGUAACUGUUAGCAGUCACCGGACUGCUGACAGUGUGUGCAAAUACUAACUUACUAUAGUUACGAUUACUCAUUGGAGUUGAUACGUAUUGAUGUGUGUCUGGUUGCAUAUUAGAUCAUAAGUUUACUUACACCCACAAUAUUCUCAUAGUUAUUAUUUAUAGCACGGUGCCAACAGGCACUGCAUAUACAUGUACAGUACUUUGAGUUUUAGAAAUUUCUCCGAGGUGUUUUUUUGUCUUUCCAAGGCUUGCCAAUCGGUUUCUUCAUUACUUUUUAUACUUCACCUUAAAAGUAGUUUUCAUGACAGUGAAGUUCUCACCAUUCAAUAUUCCAGACAUUAAAAUGUUGUUUUGCAUAGUACAUGUAGUCUGUCCAGAUCUAGCGCUUGCGUCUUUGGAUAUAGUUAUAUGUAUUGCGUGAGGACGCACAUUGAUUUUGACCAUUAGGGUACAUCUGCCUGUUUGUAUUUUCAUGUGCUUACUUUUCUUCUUCAGCUGUGCUGUGCUUAUUUUUCUAUCAGGGUGUACCAGAAACUAGAAUUAAGAAAGCCUAGCACUCCCUGGUGUCUAUAGACUAUAAUAGUACUACUCCGGCUGCUAUGGCAUUUUAUAUAUUUCUGCCAACCCUUUCACUCUAUUUUCUUAUCACUGUUCUUUUCUCUACAUCAAUCAUGGCACAUCUUCAACGUGUACUUCAAGACGGUCCGCAGCUCAAGGAUUUGCAGCUCAAGGUACACUGCUGUGGUUUUCAGUGCCUAGAGCACCACAA